AGGAGGAGGAGGGGGAAGGAGGGAGGACUGCGGUCACUGAUGGAGGAGGAGGGAUAAUAAUCGCCCGGCAAGGACCCCCCAGGCCCUUCCAUUUACCUGUAGUCACCUGACCCCGGGCGCGGCCCUCCCAGAGACCCCCAGGCCCCCCUCCCGCACAGGUGAGCCGCCGCAGUCCCGGGCUGACCCUCUGUCCCGCUCUGAGGGGUGAGCAGCAGCAGCAGCAGCAGCAGCAGCUGCUGCUAAAAGUUGACAAACUAGUUUGUCAGGAGUGCGAGCCGACGAGCAGGAAGCCAUUCCCCGGGAUGGACUGAGCUCCCCGGGUGCACACAGCCGCUCUGGGAUUUAGGACUGGAGCAACAGGCGCUCCCAAAACUGCAGCCAGGGGAAAGAGGCAUCUCCAGGAUAGAGAAGGGGGGCACUCGGACCCCGCAGCGACCCCCAGAAGAUUACCGUUGUCAUGGAUACAGAUUAUGACACCACAUUUGAGGAGGAAUCGCAGAUGCCAAAUGACGAUGAGGUUCCGUACAGUGACGAUGAAACAGAUGAAGAGCUGGAAACACCUGUAUCCCUUGAGCCGGAACAAAAUAAAAUCAAUAAAAGAGCAGAACAGGCGCGGGAGCAGGUCCCCAAAGAGUGUAACUGGCAAGUAAAAGCCAAUGACCGAAACUUCUACGACCAACCCGAAUUCCAGAAAAAGUCAUUUCUUUGUUUAAAGAAAAACAAAUACUCGGGCAAUGCCAUCAAGACGUACAAGUAUAACCCGGUCACCUUCCUGCCGCUGAACCUGUUCGAACAAUUUAAAAGAGCCGCCAACGCUUAUUUCCUGGUCCUCCUCAUCCUUCAGACCAUUCCUCAGAUAUCAACGGUCUCUUGGUCGACCACACUGAUACCUCUGUUGCUCGUUUUGGGCAUCACCGCCAUCAAAGACCUUGUGGAUGAUAUUGCUCGUCACAAAAUGGAUAAUGAGAUAAACAACCGACCUUCAGAAGUUAUAGAGGAGGGAAGGUUUAAGAAAACAAAGUGGAAAAACAUUCGUGUCGGGGAUGUUAUACGAAUCAACAAGAACGAGUUCAUUCCGGCGGAUGUGCUGCUAUUAUCCAGCUCAGAGCCGAACAGCUUGUGCUAUGUGGAAACCGCUGAACUUGACGGAGAAACCAACUUGAAGUUCAGAAUGUCACUGGAGGUGACUGACAAGCUCCUGCAGGAGGAGGGGGCCCUGGCUGACUUUGAUGGUAUGGUUAUAUGUGAAGAGCCUAAUAAUCGCCUGGAUAAGUUUGUGGGGACUCUGUGCUGGCGAGGAAUGAGCUACCCGCUGGACGCAGAUAAAAUAUUACUGCGCGGCUGUACCAUCCGUAACACACUCUACUGCCACGGGCUAGUCGUAUUCGCAGGCUCUGACACGAAAAUCAUGAGAAACAGUGGUAAAACUAGGCUGAAAAGAACAAAAAUUGAUUAUCUGAUGAAUUACAUGGUCUACACGAUAUUUAUUCUUCUGAUCCUGGCGUCUGCUGGACUUGCUAUUGGACAAACUUUCUGGGAAGCCAAAUUAGGCCAAGCUAACGUUUCCUGGUAUCUCUAUGAUGGGAACAAUUACCCACCUUCUUACCGAGGCUUCUUGGCCUUUUGGGGAUAUAUCAUUGUUCUCAAUACCAUGGUGCCUAUCUCUCUGUAUGUGAGUGUGGAAGUGAUUCGAUUGGGUCAGAGUUACUUCAUUAACUGGGAUCUGCAGAUGUACCAUUCCGAGAAGGACACGCCGGCCAAAGCCAGAACUACAACCCUGAACGAGCAGCUGGGACAAAUCCAGUACGUCUUCUCCGACAAGACUGGGACUCUGACGCAGAACAUCAUGACCUUCAAAAAGUGCACCAUAAACGGGGAGACCUACGGUGAAGAAAGAGAAGUCGCUGGAAAGAAGUUUAGUUAUAGUGAGCUUGUGGAUUUUGGCUGGAAUCCUUUAGCAGAUGCAAAGUUUACAUUUACCGACCACUAUUUGAUUGAGCAAAUUCAAUCUGGGAAAGACCCCGACGUCCGUCUGUUCUUCAAGAUACUUGCUCUGUGCCAUACGGUGAUGGUGGAGAAGACCGAUGGGGGCGAGAUCGUCUACCAAGCGGCAUCGCCGGAUGAAGGUGCGCUGGUAACAGCGGCCAGGAACUUCGGCUUUGUGUUCUUAUCAAGAACCCAGAGCACCAUCACUAUUAGUGAGCUGGAAAAAGUAGUUACUUAUGAGGUUCUUGCUCUCCUUGAUUUUAAUAGUGACCGAAAACGUAUGUCUGUAAUAGUAAGAGAACCCGGCGGUAACAUCAGACUGUACUGUAAAGGAGCGGAUACCGUUAUAUAUGAACGUUUACAUCCAGAUAACCCCAUCAAAGAAGAGACUCAGGAGGCGUUGGAUAUGUUUGCCAAUGAGACUCUGAGGACCCUCUGCCUCUGCUACAAGGACAUCAGCCAAGAGGAGUAUGAGGUAUGGAAUAAGAAGUAUAUAGCAGCCAGCCUCUCCAUGACGGACCGCGAUGAAGCUCAGGAUAAAGUAUACGAAGAGAUUGAAACUAACCUGUUGCUGUUGGGAGCCACGGCUAUUGAAGACAAGCUGCAGGACGGUGUGCCAUACACAAUCUCUAAACUAGCCAAAGCAGACAUAAAGAUUUGGGUACUUACAGGUGAUAAAAAAGAAACUGCAGAAAACAUUGGCUUUGCCUGUGAGCUCCUAACCGAUGAAACAAACAUUUACUACGGAGAAGACAUUAAUGCCCUACUGCAGACACGGAUGGAAAAUCAGAGAAACCAAAAUGCCGGCAUCUCAGGAGCAUCUCGGACUACGCCGGAACCCUACUUCCAGAUGGACCAAAAACGCUCUUUGAUCAUAACUGGUUCCUGGCUGAAUGAAAUCCUUCUUGAAAAGAAGAAAAAGAAGAAGAAACGUCUCAAGCUGAAAUUCCCCAAGACUGCAGAAGAGAAGGAACAGGACCUGUUGGAGAAGAGGAAAGCUUAUGCCAUGAAAGAACAGCGACAGAAGAACUUUGUAGACCUGGCGUGCGAGUGCAGUUCAGUCAUCUGCUGUAGAGUGACUCCAAAACAGAAGGCCAUGGUUGUUGACUUGGUAAAGAAAUACAAGAAGGCCAUCACCUUAGCUAUCGGAGAUGGUGCCAAUGACGUUAACAUGAUAAAGACUGCCCAUAUAGGUGUUGGUAUAAGUGGCCAAGAAGGAAUGCAAGCAGUCAUGUCCAGCGACUACUCCUUUGCUCAGUUCCGGUUCCUUCAAAGACUAAUUCUGGUCCAUGGUCGCUGGUCGUAUAUCCGCAUGUGCAAGUUUCUAGGCUUUUUCUUCUACAAAAACUUUGCGUUUACGUUAGUCCACUUCUGGUACUCUUUCUUCAAUGGAUUUUCUGCCCAGACUGUGUAUGAAGACUGGUUCAUUGCCCUAUACAACGUCCUGUACACCAGUCUACCUGUCCUCCUCGUUGGUUUGAUGGAUCAGGAUGUCAGUGACAAGCUGAGUCUGCGCUUCCCGCGCUUGUACAUCCCCGGGCAAAAAGAUCUACUGUUCAACUACAAGAAGUUUUUCCUGAGUUUGUUUCAUGGCAUAGUGACGUCACUAGUGGUCUUCUUCAUACCAUACGGUGCGUUCUUGUUAACAAUGGGGCAGGACGGAGAGGCCCCUUCGGAUUACCAGUCUUUUGCAGUCACGACGGCCACUGCGCUCAUAAUAACGGUCAAUUUCCAGAUCGGGCUGGACACGUCGUACUGGACGUUCGUGAAUGCCUUUUCCGUCUUCGGAAGCAUUGCUAUCUACUUUGGGAUAAUGUUUGACCUCCACAGCGCUGGGAUUCACGUUCUUUUCCCAUCCAAGUUCAUAUUCACAGGGGCCGCUCCAAAUGCUCUGAGGCAGCCCUAUCUCUGGCUCACCAUAGUCAUAACAGUCGCUAUUUGUCUGCUGCCCGUUGUUGCCCUGAGGUUCUUGAGCAAGAUGAUGCACCCGUCAGCGAGUGAUAAAAUUCUAAAGAACCUUAAGAAAUUCAAAACAGAAGAAGCUCAGUGGAAGCCUCGGGCCAGCACGAUGAGGCGUGGCGCAUCCAAGAGACGCUCGGCCUAUGCCUUCUCCCACCAGCGAGGAUAUGCAGAUCUCAUCUCCACAGGGCGCAAUAUCGCUAAGAAAAGGGCUCCACUGGACGCUGUACUGGGCGCCAAUGCAGCAGAGAUUAUCCAAUCGGCAGUAAAUGACUGAUUUGCAGUCGUUUUUCAAUGUUUUUUUUUUUUUUUUAACUCCAUCUUGCACAUGGAAUUUGUGUAGAGAGAUAUAUUUUUAUUAAAACCGUUUCCCUCUCAGGAUUGUUUUUAUACAAAUGUAAAUUUAACCUGGAGAUUUUACAAAUGCCCCUUGGCUUUGUAAGAACGUCGUAUACAAGACUAAUUUAUUUUUCCGUAUCCAUUGUUCUGCAAUGAUGUCUGCAUACUUUUUGCUUUUGGGACGAUUAGAGGGAGCCAAUCACAGACCUGCGUAUAUACGAGCUUUACAUGAUAAUGAGGACAGUAGAAGAAAAGACAUUAAGAGAUUGGCGGCUGUCAGACUAAUUGCGCAGUUUAGCUCUCCGUUACUCGUGGUCAAGCAUCUUAAACGAAAUUAUGUUCCAAACAAAUUUUUUUUUCUUUAUAGAAGAUCCUUUUUAUUUGGAGCACAGGAACCUGUGAAAUUGUUGUUUACGUUUUUAGCCUUUGCAUUAUUUAAUGUUAAUAAACUGUAGUAAAGGUUUAUUUUUGGCAUUCCUUAAUAAAUGGUCAGUAUACAGCAGGGUUCACUUUGGCCGGAAAUGUAUACUUGUCAUCUUGGUGGAA
Pseudophryne corroboree (corroboree frog) is the source of this 4830-nucleotide messenger RNA. Its product is annotated as phospholipid-transporting ATPase IC-like. The record is from RefSeq and is a predicted model, not a curated record. Gene Ontology annotation, biological process: phospholipid translocation; Golgi organization. Gene Ontology annotation, cellular component: plasma membrane; trans-Golgi network. NCBI's taxonomy places the organism in Eukaryota, Metazoa, Chordata, Amphibia, Anura, Myobatrachidae. Gene Ontology annotation, molecular function: magnesium ion binding; ATP hydrolysis activity; ATP binding. The coding region runs from base 458 to 4222 and encodes 1254 amino acids. The transcript has 28 exons.